Molecule: messenger RNA, 3229 nt
Organism: Egretta garzetta (little egret)
Lineage: Eukaryota; Metazoa; Chordata; Aves; Pelecaniformes; Ardeidae
Gene: SNX12
Product: sorting nexin 12
Exons: 3
Coding region: 1252-1704 (150 amino acids)
Biological process (GO): endocytic recycling; late endosome to Golgi transport
Cellular component (GO): early endosome membrane; retromer complex
Molecular function (GO): phosphatidylinositol-3-phosphate binding
Source: RefSeq, a predicted model, not a curated record
AGGUCAGAGCGCUCGCAGCUGGUGGGUUUGCCGGGGCCCUUCGGCAUCCAGCGAGGGGUGGUAUGCACAAGGACAAGGAGAGUGCUGCCUCAGCAGGCUCCUGCUCCUCUCCCCUCCCUAGAGCCCCAGGCUUGGCACUUGGGCACCGUUGGGAGGUUGCUGAGCAGGGCACGGCUGCGUGCGGCUGGUUAUCUCAAGCAGGGGAGGAAAGCUAGCUAGCAGUAUCUUGGGACCUGAUCACAGUGCAGUCUAGCUACCCCUUCUGAGUCAGCUUAAUCGCUUUACAAAGAGCCCAUGAUCCAAGAGUGUGUGUAGCAGGCUGAGGACUUCUUGCAGGGUUCUCUUCACUGGGUCUUAACCAAACCAAACUGGGGACUUCUUCAUAGCUCUGCAUUUGAUAGCUGAAGGAAGUAAAAUUGAGCUUCCCCUGAAACAAGCUACCUUUAGCAUGUGUUACGGUGCUGGCAUUGUCUUCUGUUCAUAGCAUGAUUUAACUGCUAAGACUUCACUGCCUUUCAGAAGAACUGGGUGUUUGCCUUUUUUCCGUUCUGAUGCUUGGUUUCCAUCAGGUUGCCAAAGGGUGCCUGGCAGGUGGCAAUGAGAACCUCUUAGUGCCACUGAAACUAGCUCUUGUGGAGAUGCUUUGAAAGCAGCUGGUUCUGCUUCACAGACCUCAUAAGAAUAUGGGUAAACAUGUUGCAGCAAUACCUGCAUUCAGCUUGUCAGAAGGUUUUGCUACCUCAGUUCAUUGAACAUUUCAGGCUGUGUUGGUAGGGUAAAGGUGAAGUUACUGUAGCUGUCAGUCUUUAGACUCUAGUGCUGGGGGAGAAGGGUGGGGAAUUGCUGCACGUUCCUCCAGUGACACAAGUCAGAUAUGAAAAAGCUGCUCGUCUGUUAGGGUAGGCAGUCUGUUCUGAGAGAAGAUUGUAGCACGAGGUCUGGUCCUGAACAGUUGCUGGAACAAGAUUUCCUCCCUUAGUUCUUCCAUGGAAACUCCAGUGUCAGGUCGGAGGUUCUUUUGCUCUGCAGGCUGCUGUGAAGCUCUCUUGUAGAUCAAAAUGGAGUGGACUCAGGGGAAAAAAACAGCUUUCUCUGUAUUGUGAGCCCUGGUUCCAGCGCAUGGCCCUGGGAGGGCUGUGUUCCUGAAAUAGUCGCUUGAGGGGGAGGGAAUGGCUGGCUCUGAGUUGCCUGGCAAGUGCUUGCUUGAUUCUGAAGGGCUUUGGUGCUUAUGCUCUGUCCUGAAUAGGGAAGAUGGGUGUUGUGAUGCCUCCUUCUCAGGGGACUUGGUUUUCUAAACACACCUUUGGGUUUCAAUUAGGUGCUGAAAUAGUAUCUGGCUUCCAAAGAAACCUGCAAAUUAACGACCUCUCUUCACUACAGACAAACCUCCCAAUCUUCAAAUUGAAGGAGUCAUGUGUGAGGAGACGAUAUAGUGACUUUGAAUGGCUGAAGAAUGAGCUGGAACGAGACAGUAAGAUUGUAGUGCCACCGCUGCCUGGAAAAGCUUUGAAACGACAGCUUCCCUUCCGAGGAGACGAAGGCAUCUUUGAGGAGUCCUUCAUUGAGGAGCGGAGACAGGGACUAGAACAGUUUAUUAACAAAAUUGCUGGACACCCACUGGCACAGAACGAGCGCUGCUUACAUAUGUUCCUGCAAGAGGAGACUAUCGAUAGGAAUUACGUCCCAGGGAAAGUGCGCCAGUAGGAGCACCUGGCACUCUCUUCCUCCAUUCCACCCUCCCUCCUGCAAAAAUGACAUUUAUUUUUACACUAAAUCUGUCUUCUCUGAACCAGCUUUUCCUCUCUUGAACCUUCCAGUUUGUUCAGUAUUUUCCUCUUUUGUAACUGGCAGCAGCUUGUUCCACUGGGCUGUGGUCUUGGCCUAAAGGUAUGAAGAUUUAUGCAAGUGAGUGUGUUGUCCCACACCUCGGGGCAGAUGUGAAUAGGUGUGGAGCAGGAGCUUGCUUAUGGCGUUAUGGCGUAGGAGCUGCCUCUCUCCCUGUACAGGAAGGUAUGAGAUGACCUUCACUCCCCUGUCUGUGCAGCCCCAAGCAUCUCUGCAGGAGACUCUGAAGAAUAGCAGUUGUCAUGUUGGUCAGUGAUCGCAUCAGGUAUUAGAGUUUUAGUAAGGCUUAUCCAAAACAGUGAGUAGGUGCCUGGGUGUGUUGGUCUCUUGUCCACCCCAUUCACCCUGCAUGAAACCCCCAUUCUUCACUGUCUGGAAGCGCUGAGACCCAAGACCUACUCUAACCCUGCUCUCAGCCUCCUGCAUUACAGACCCGUUCGAUGUAUUCGUGUUAAUCCCCCUCCUUUCUAACGUGCUGCUGGCAGCUUGAGGGGUUUCCAUGAUGUGUGCUCUCAUGAUGCUCUGUGUGGGCAGUUUGCCGUGUGGAAGCUGGGGUAGCCUGGGCUGUAGCGUGUGUGCUGUGAUGCCUUGGCCCAGCAUUUAAAAAAGGCCACAGCUUGCUCUGCUGCAGGCUGGUGUGGUGGUGUUUCCAGCAGCAUCCUGCUCAGCUGAGCCGUGGUGACCUUAUCCUGCGCCCCAGCUGCCGAGGGGAGGACACGGGUCUGGCUGAGGAGGAGCAGGAGAGGCCUGGUGGGGGCUGUUGUAGUGUGCGGCUGUGACGACUGCCGCAGGAGGAGCCCAGCAGUGGGGCCUGGGGUGAGGCCACCUCUCCGGAAAGGGAUGGCAUAAAAUGGUCAGUUAGUCCUGGGUUAGACAGUUGCUUAUGAAGCAGGAGAAGUCACAGUGGCUUUUUGCGUGUUCUCCUCUGUUCUGCAGUGAGCUAAGCAGUUACUUGUGUGGAAACAAGGACACAACUGGUCAGGGAAGUGUUCAGAGCUGGAGGGGGACCGUGAGGCUGUGACUUGCUGCAGCAGAACUGUCCUUUGGAGAUUCCUUCGGCUGCCACAGCUGCAAUGAGCAAGGUUGGGCCUCAGCUCAGGGGCUCCUCAGGUCAGGGCUGGCUGGUUUAUAAGCACUUGGUCACUUUGCGGUGGCACAGUCGAGCCUGUCUUGGAGCGCAGUGGCUGCCCUCCCGUCCCUGCCAGGCACGUCCCCCAAGGCCUCCCUAACAUCUCCUGGGUUUUCUGGUGAGGAGCUGGUGCUGGGCGAGAGGUGGUUCUCGGGGAGGAGGAGAAGUCGCUGAAACCGGGAGGGCGCUGCUCCGGGGGCCGGCUCGGCCCGGGAAGGGCUGUGGGGGCAGCGUGGAGGCUGGUGCCGGCGGAGG